AUGUACUUUUCCGGCGAAAACUCGAUCUGUGGUACGGGCGACGGCGAGACUACGCUGUUCAAGAUCUCCAAACGGCUCAACUUUGACGUGCACCACGAAUUUGCGGCGCUUGACUACAUCUGGCGCAAUUUGCCCGUGCAAUGGUGGAGUGUCAAGCCGGUAGGUGUGGAUACGGUGCCCGUAGACCCGGACGUGUUUGCGGGAUUACUGGAGCGCAUGGAUACACCCGAGACCCUCCGUGACGAUCCCGCCGACCUAUUUGACGUGGGCAUUGACAAGAUUGUUGUUGACAUGCUGUGCACCGAGCGGCUCACGCGGAUACAAAGCGCCGUUGACAACCGCACGUACGCAUCGACGGCCAACUACGCCGCGCAGACGCUGGCGGCGUUCCACAACCUAAUGUCCAACCGCGUCACACACUACGAUGCGCACAGUGAGAACAUGGUGACGACGCCGUGCUCGGUGGAUCUCAUGUUUGUGUACGAGCCGCUGCAGAUGGCGAUCCCGACACUGGGGGUGUGUAACAAGGUGAUUGACUUUGCAACGUGCUACACACCGAACGUGGACAAGCAGUUCUUUACCAGCCCGCUGAUCUUUGUCAACAGCAACUACCUGACGUACCGGUACGAUGCGCUGACUGACCUGCGGACGUCCAUGAUCCAACUGGCCAACGACAUGUCGGAGAUUCUGGGUCCCGAUAGUCCCGCUGAGCCGCCCAUGUUUACCGGACACGUUUUUAAGGCCAAGGAACUGCUGGCGGAGAUCACGGCCCUGAACCACCGGUUCUGGAACACGUACUAUCUGGACCGGCACACGGGACGCAUCGAGACGGGACUGGCGGGCAAGGAGGAGUACGUCGAGAUGCUACUCAAAGACGACAAUCUCGACACGGCUUUUAUGAUGCACGAGCUCGUGUACUUGGCUCAGUCGCACGUGCAGAACCGCGAGUACAAGGACUGGGUGGCGCUGUACAACACCAAGACGCGCGUGGAAAUUGUGGGUCUUGUCAACCAACUAGCGGUGCAUUUGCUGCCACUGGUGGACGUGUGUGAGGACGAGCUGUCACAGUCGUACUUUUGCCGCAUACUGGUCAAGUACAUGUCGGACGCCGUGCGGUUGCACGAGACGGCGGCGGAGGAGGGGUCGGACACAAAGGGCAUUGCGCGCGCGCGGUUUGGGUCGCGCGUGAUGCUCGAGUUUGGUAUGUACCGCAACAUGGAGGACAUCCCGGCCAUGGACUUUGAGAAAUUGUACGAUAUGCUGGUGGCGUUCGUGGGUGUGGUGGAUUUCCUGUUGGCGCGAGAGAUUGUGAAGAACGAGCGCAUCUACGACGGCGUGUACGCGGAUCUGGACGCCAAGGUUGUGUAUGGCGAGUACGCGGCCGUGAUAUGCCGCCAUCUGCUGAUGCCACCCACGACACCGUACACCAAGUUCUGCUUCAGCAGCGAGCCGCAGCGCGUGGUCGCGAUUCCGUCCAACUGCGGCACGCUCAUAAAACAGCUGGAUGCGGCCAGGACAACGCCAAUCGAGUACUAUGCGAUACUACAGAAGAACAGAGCCCUGAUGGUUCCCAUCAAGAUGUCGGCCGAGCACGCCAUGUCGUUGUUCCCGUGA
Sphaeroforma arctica JP610 is the source of this 1614-nucleotide messenger RNA. RefSeq lists its product as hypothetical. NCBI's taxonomy places the organism in Eukaryota, Ichthyosporea, Ichthyophonida. The transcript has a single exon. Bases 1 to 1614 code for a protein of 537 amino acids. The record is from RefSeq and is a predicted model, not a curated record.